This is a messenger RNA of Rotaria sp. Silwood2, 4059 nucleotides long. The record is from the annotation of a GenBank genome assembly. NCBI's taxonomy places the organism in Eukaryota, Metazoa, Rotifera, Eurotatoria, Philodinida, Philodinidae.
AUGGUUUUACCAACUGUUGUACAAUCAUCAUUAAAACAACAAAUUAAUCGUAAAAAUAAACAACAACAACAACAACAACAACAACAAAUUAUUGAAGAAACUCGUCCGAAUCAAGAUGAUGAAGAAAAUAAUACAGAUCAUGAAAUAAAUUCAUCAAGAAAAAAAUAUCAAGAAAAAAUUUGUUCACCUGAAAGUGCUGAAGAUGCAUCACAAGUUGGAUCACUUCCAUCGGAAAUGGAAACUGAAAUUUAUGAUUGUAGAGAUGCUAUGGGAUCAAAGAAAAAACGUUCUCGUCCAAAUAUCGACGGUGGUGAUGAUGAUGACGAUGAAGAAGAAGAAGGUGAUUUUAAUUCAUCUGUAUCAGAUGUACUCAGUGGAACAGGUUCAGCAAAAAAUAUGACUGAUUUUGAAGAUAUGAGUGAAAGCGAACAACAACCAACAUCAGCACGUCGUAUGCGUAUAAAUCAUCAAUUAUCUGAUAUAGGAUCAUCAACACCAAUUCAUCAACAAAAUCGAAAACGACAAGAUAAUGAUACAAAUCUUAGUAAUCAUACAUCAUCAACAGCAUCAUCAACCGAAUCAACAAAUGAUUCAAGUACAACGGGUAAUAUUGAUGAUGAUGAAAUAAAUAUAUCAAAUUUAUCUUUACCUGGUCAAACACUUCUAUGGGAUUUAUUACAAGAUCAAUCAACUAAUAAUUCAUCUCAUUUACCAGAAAAUUUACUUAAUGAAAUUGAACGUUUAUUUAGUCAAGUACUUGGUUCAAUUGAAGAUAAACGUAUAUUAUUACAUUUUAUACAAGCAUGUUUAGAUAAUUUAAAAAAAUCAACAUCAAGUUUAAUAUCAUUACAACAAUUAACUAAACGUUUACAACCAAAUACAUCAUUAAUAUCUAUACAUAAUGAAAUAACUGUACGUUUUCAAUUUUUAUCAUUUAUUUUUUCAAUAACAGCAUCACCAAAAGAAUUUAAUUUAACACAAAAUCAAGCUGAUAAAUUAUGGGAUUGUUUAACAACAAUAACUGGUACAACAGGAGCAAAUCGUGAAGAACUUUAUAAUUGGUUAUUAAGUCAAUUGAAAAAUCGUGAUGGUGGACAUGCACUUUCAUUAGAAACAUUUAAAUAUUUACUUACAGAAAAGGUUUUAACACAAAAACCUGAACAUCAACAGCAACAAACAUCAUCAUCAACAACAAAUCUAACACAACAAUAUAAUGAUUUUCAAAUAUUUGAAUUAUUAAUAUUAAAUUAUGUUAGUGAUGUUGCUAUGCGUGCAUUAAAUCAAAAUGUAAGUACAUUAGCAGCACAAACAUUAAAUAGUUAUCAAAUACAAAAUGAAGAUGGUACACUUGAUCGUGAAGAACCAUUUAUAGGACGUUGUAUUAAUUGUUUAAAUGAAUGUAUAAAUACACUUGAUGAUUUAUCAUCAUUACGUACAAUUAAUCGUAUAUCAGUUUUAUUACCUACACAUCUCGAAUUAUUUAUGCAUAAUCAAACUAUAUUAAUAAAUGCAUCAACAAGAAAUCGUACUAAAGAUUUAUAUAAUAUUGAUGAACGUCUAUUAAAAAAUUAUAUACCACAUAAAAUGCCCAUGAUGUUAUUAUUAAAAUAUAUUGAACAAUUUUUUUCCAUUCUUGCACAAUUACAAAACUAUAUUGAAAUAUCAUCGGAGCAUGCUGAAGCUCGUUUAGCUGUUAGUCGACUAUGGGAAAUUCUUCUACUUAUUCCAACACAUAGUGGUAUAUUACAAAAUCUAGCACAAUUAAAUGAAUUUAAUGAAAAUGAUGAUAAUACAGAACAAUGGACUAAUUGUUUACAACGUUCCGAUCCAUUUCGUUUAACAUAUUCAUUACAAAUAAUUGAUAUGCUUAUACGACGUAUGCCAGCAUAUAAAGAUAUAUUUGUUAGUAAAGGAGGUUUAAAAUAUCUUUAUAAUUUAUUUAUUUCAAAAUCAUUUUUUACUGAACCUAUUGAUCGUUCAUGGUGUUCAGGUUUACCUGAUACACUUUUAUAUACACUUAAAAUACUUUGUUCUUGUCUAUUAAAAAUUCCUAUGCCUACGAUUCAAUCAUCUGGUCAACAACAACAACAACAACCUCCACCACCACCAUCAUCAGCACCACCACCAACAAUAAUACCAACAGCUACUUGUCGUGAAACAACAACACCAGCUAUAAUUGCUGCACUAUCAGCAACAGAUUUAACAAAUAUAGAUAAUUCAUCAUCAACACCAAUUGUUCAUCAACAAUGUCAUUUUUCUAUAUAUGAACCACAUUGGGAAAAUAUGGCAUUAACAGAUAAAGAUAUUUUAUUAGAUACACUUAUCGAUGUACAAUUAUCGAUUGUUACGAAAAGUACACGUUUAUGUUGUCCUGUUGUUUUAUUACAAUUUGCUAAUCGUACAGAUUUAUUACAUACAUCAAUGACAUUAUUUAUAACAUUAUGUCCUUCAUAUGAUGAUAUACGUACAAAAUUUAUUGAACAUCCAAAAUUAAGUUUAUGGUUAAAAACAUUAUUACUCGAUGCAUAUGAUUCUUUACUUAAACGUGAAGCUCAAUCAAAUAUUUUUCGUUUAUGUAUGGUUUCAAGUAAUAAUAAUAAUAAUUCAUCAGGAACGGCUGAUGACUUAAAUCUUCAACCGAUAACUGAUUUUCCUCCUCCACCUCCGAUGCCAACACAACGUAGUUGUCCAAUUGAUGAAGAAAAAGCAGCACAAACCUUAACAAUCUCAUCUACAAUUGAAUCAAUUAAUGAAACACCUGUUGAACGUAUUUGUCUUGUACCAAUUCUUACAAAUCUUCUUGAAUUAAUUCCAUAUGCUUUAAAAUUUACUUCAUCGUCAUCAUCAUUAUCUCAAACAAAUCUCGAAACAAAUUCAUCAUAUUCCUUACAAACAUUAAAUAUAUCAUCUGUAUUAAUACCUAAAUAUGAUAAUCAUUCAUUAUUUCUUAAUCAAUCAUCUCAUGAAUAUUUUCAUUUAUUAACAUCAAUUAUUGAUCGUAUGCAUUAUGAUGAAAUAAAACAAAUAAAAAUUCAUAAAAAUAAAUUAUGUAAUACAAAUCAAACCGAUGAUAUUAUUUUAUUUGAUCAUGAAUUAAUUGAAAUAUUAAUAAAUUUUAUUGAUGAACAUAUACUUAAUGAAACACAACGUGAUAAAUUAAUUGAAGAUGAAGUUUUAUAUGGUUUACUUUGUUUAUUAACAUCAAUUGUUAAACAAUAUAAUAAUUUAUAUAUUAAACAAAUUUAUAUUAAUAAUAAUCAAUUAUAUAAACAAUUAACAUUUAAUUUAAUUGAUCGUGUAUUUAAAUAUUUAUUUGAAUUACCUACAAGUGAAAAUCGUCUCGUACCAAAAUAUAAAUCAUUAUUAACACAUGCUAAAUCUUAUGAAUUUCUUAAUGAAUUAAUUAAAGUUAAUCGAGAAAAUUUUAUACAAUUACAAAAGAAACUUCUCGAACAACAUAAUUCAAUUGAUCGUCAACAACCAUAUAUAUGGGAUUAUUGGCCACGUGAUGAUGGACGUUCAUAUUCAGGUUAUGUUGGUUUAACAAAUUUAGGUGCAACAUGUUAUGCAUCAACAAGUUUACAACAUUUAUAUAUGAUACCUGAAUUACGUACAACUAUAUUAAAUACAACUAAAGGUGAUAAACAUGAUUUAAUUCUUUAUGAAUUAAAACGUAUGUUUGCUUAUUUACUUGAAAGUGAACGUCGUUCAUAUAAUCCAAAAAGUUUUUGUAAAGUUUAUACAAUGGAUGGUUUACAAUUGAAUACAGGUGAUCAAAAAGAUAUGACAGAAUUUUUUACUGAUUCAAUAAAAAAAUUAGAAGAAAUGUCCGAUGAUUUAAAACAACUUGUACGAGAUUUAUUUUGUGGAAUUUUAACAAAUAUUGUUAUUUCAUUUGAUUGUCCACAUAUAUCAAGAAAAUUAGAAGAAUUUUAUACAGUACGUUGUCAAGUUACUGAUAUGAAAGAUGUACAUGAAUCAUUAGCUGAAUUAACAGUUAAAGAUACAUUAGAAGGUGAUAAUAUGUAUACAUGUUCAAAAUGUUCGAAAAAAGUUUGA